GCAUCCGGGAAGAAGGUCUGGCCGAUUUUCUUAUACUUUCAUCAAUUAAUUCGAAGCAACCUUGAAAGUCUUCUACAUGCUUCUAGCUUUAUUACUUAUAGUUACGGACUCGGCCAAAUUUGAAUUCGAAUGUACUAUGUAAAUCCAAAGUAUCCAUAAUAUAUAUCCUACUAAGGAGUCUAAGUACAUAGUAUCUACUGAUCAUACAUACAUAUUACAUACAUAUUACAUACAUACUCAUAUACAUACCAACAACAUACAUACAUUGAUACCCUGCACAUCAAAGACCCAAACUCUUGUACCACCAUGGCAUACUUACAAAUCCCAAGAGAAUACGGCUAUGUCCUCACCGUCGCCGCCUCGUCGUUUUUUAUCAACACCUUUCACCAGGCCCUGACAGGUCGCGCACGCAAGGCGAGCGGCAUAACCUAUCCGACCGCCUACGCCAGCCAGGAGCUGGCUGACAAAGAUCCCAAGGCUCAUGCAUUCAAUUGCGCCCAGAGAGCUCACGCCAACUACACUGAAAACUUAACUCCCUUCCUCGGCGCUCUUCUCAUAUCCGGCCUUUACUUCCCGACUUCAAGCACCACCCUCGGCGCGGCCUGGGUUAUCGGCCGUGUCUUAUACGCCUAUGGUUACACGUCUAGCGGACCAAAGGGCAGGGUGACGGGCUCUGUCGUGAGUAUAGUCACCGACGCUGCUUUGAAGAUUAUGGCUAUUAUUUCUGGUGUCAAGAUUGUUUUAAGUGCCUGAGGACUAGAAGCAUUAAAAUAGAAACCAAUCCGCCCACCACUACGAAGCACUUAGAUUUAGGUACAUAGGCAAUGACUAAGGAAUUAUAUAUGAAUAUAUA
This is a messenger RNA of Hypoxylon fragiforme, 853 nucleotides long. Its product is annotated as membrane-associated proteins in eicosanoid and glutathione metabolism. NCBI's taxonomy places the organism in Eukaryota, Fungi, Ascomycota, Sordariomycetes, Xylariales, Hypoxylaceae. Gene Ontology annotation, molecular function: glutathione peroxidase activity; glutathione transferase activity. Bases 307 to 753 code for a protein of 148 amino acids. The record is from RefSeq and is a predicted model, not a curated record. Gene Ontology annotation, cellular component: membrane; endoplasmic reticulum; nuclear envelope. The transcript is spliced from 3 exons.